GCAGCAGUGAGGAGGUAAUCAUUAUUAUAAGCUCUGAUUACUGAGCGGACCCAGGUGACUUGACCGAUAAGAUGAUCCUAAAGCACAAAAGGAGUCCUCUGCUGCUCACCGUCACCUGCAUGUACUUCUCAGGAGGUUUGCUUUGGUCCUACCAAGAAGAGGAUGCCAGUGACGGUGAAGACUGCUCUGAAAAUAACAUUUCCACAACAAAGUACCCCUGCGUGAAGUCGACUGGGGAGGUCACCACGUGUUACAGAAAGAAGUGUUGCAAGGGCUUCAAGUUUGUCUUGGGCCAGUGCAUUCCUGAAGACUACGACGUGUGUGCUGGCGCCCCCUGUGAGCAGCAGUGUACUGACCAUUUUGGCAGAGUGGUCUGCACCUGUUACCCCGGCUACCGCUAUGACCGGGAGCGCCACAGAAACCGAGAGAAGCCCUACUGUCUGGACAUUGAUGAAUGUGCAGAAAAAAACAUGACUGUUUGCUCUCAGAUCUGCAUCAAUUCUGUGGGGAGUUAUAGGUGUGAGUGUGAAAAAGGCUAUUUUCUGGAAGAAGACGGAAAGACAUGCACCAAGGGGGAGAGAGCAGUGCAUCUCUUUGAGAAAUCUGAUAACGUAAUGAAUGCUGGAACUUGUUCAGCCACCUGUGACGAUUUCCACCAGAUCAAGAUGUCUGUCCUGCAGCUAAAACAAAAGAUGGCCAUGUUGUCAAACAGUGCUGAUGUUCCUGAACAGAUGACCAAUGAGAAAAUCCUGACAUCACCCAUAUUUUUACCAGGGCCUCCAGGGCUCCCUGGUCCUCCAGGAGAUCCAGGAACAAAGGGCCCUCCAGGACUUACAGGAAUGGUGGGUCCACCUGGCCAUCCUGGACCCAGGGGUUUGAUGGGACCCAUCGGUCCCACACCAGAUCUGUACCACAUCAAACGGGGCCCCCGAGGACCAGUGGGACCACCAGGAGCACCAGGAAAGGAUGGCCUAAAGGGGGACAGAGGAGCUCCUGGGCCUGCUGGACCACCAGGCCCUCCAGGCUCUUUUGAUUUCCUGCUUCUGCUGAUGGCAGACAUCCGUAACGACAUCUCCGACCUGCAAAGCAAGGUGUAUGGUCGACCGAUGCACACUCCAGUAGAGGACUUUCUUGUGGUCCCCGACAGCUGGAGGGACAACCGUGACAGUCUGGACACAGGCUCAGGUGAGGACUACAAGGAACCUCCACCUCCACCUCAAACUAGCGGGGGGUCCAAGAGGAACAAGAAGCGAAAACCAGCACAAGACAGAACAGACUUUGAUUGGAAUAUUUAAAGAGGGUGGAUUUAAACACUUUAUGACAGGUGUAAAUAUUGAAAUGGAUUGUUUUUUUUAUUUAACUUUUUUAAACUGAAUGUACUGUAUGCCUUUUAAUCACAGAAGUUUAUUUUUGUAUGAUAUAGAAGAUUAUGUGAGUAUUUUUUAACAAAAUGAGUAGACAUGCAAAUGCAUGUUUUGUUUUGCUUUUUUUUUACAUUUUAUAUUUUCAGAGACAUAUGGCUCCUUCACAGCACAUUAAACUAGUUUCCCAUGAAAGCAGUUUUUCCUCAUUAUUAUAUGAAAAUAUAUUGUAUCAGAAAGAAAAACACUGUACUUAAAUUAACAGGAGGGAUUAAAUUAGCAUGAAUGCUGGACUGGAGCAUUAGGAAUUUUCACUGUGCUUCUAAUGCUUUUUUAAUGUUAUCACAUUGCAUUGUUCUGUUUUCAUGGAAAAAAAAAAAGAAAACAUAAUAAAGGGGAAACUAA
Molecule: messenger RNA, 1766 nt
Organism: Monopterus albus (swamp eel)
Lineage: Eukaryota; Metazoa; Chordata; Actinopteri; Synbranchiformes; Synbranchidae
Gene: ccbe1
Product: collagen and calcium binding EGF domains 1
Exons: 11
Coding region: 72-1295 (407 amino acids)
Molecular function (GO): calcium ion binding
Source: RefSeq, a predicted model, not a curated record